Gamsiella multidivaricata is the source of this 2869-nucleotide messenger RNA. RefSeq lists its product as uncharacterized. The transcript is spliced from 3 exons. Lineage: Eukaryota; Fungi; Mortierellomycota; Mortierellomycetes; Mortierellales; Mortierellaceae. The record is from RefSeq and is a predicted model, not a curated record. Bases 51 to 2753 code for a protein of 900 amino acids.
CUAGUGAAAUCCUUGUCCGACGCGGUUUUCUCCUUAAACAGUUCUUUUAUAUGAAACAGCUUGCCGGCACUGAAGCGAGUUUGGAACCCGAACAAGAUUUCACCAAAAUAGAUAUUGACAAAUUAAAGGCCUUUCAGGAGGAGCACCAGCUGUCCGAAUUAAACCCCACGUCGGGAGUUCUCGAGAGAGAUCUGGAAGACAUCACCAUGGAGGAACCAGAGCUUAUGGUCAAGCAGGAGAGUACUACACCUACAGUCAUGACUCCCUCGGAGAGCGCCGUUGUGGUACCUGACUUAUCAUCGGGGUCGCCCAUGGAGAUUAUUGAGACAGAACACAUGGAAGAGAAGGACACAAAUCAGAAGGAGAGCACAGUCAAAAUGGAGUCCACACCAUCAAUACCCGGCCUCGGCAGUGCUAAACCCUCCGUCCACGACGAUAAUAACCCUCCUUCGCCAAAAUCCCGCGCUGGUUCCCCUGAAAGCAAUUCUGCUGCUCAAAACGACCGGCAGAUGACACCAGAGCCCAGGACGCCUGGUAGCACACCCGGAAGCACGCCUGGCGCUCAGAGUAAUUCUGGUGAGACGUCUCCUUCCCGCAAAAUAAAACGCGUCCUGCCACCCCCAGAGCGCAUGGUUACUCGAGGCGUGAGUGGAGCCAUUCGACACAGGAGCGUCGAUGAGAUUCUGGGAACAGCUUCAGAGCGGUCACCCACUACACAGGCCCCGCGUCAUCCUUAUCAAGACAGAUCUUCGCCUGUUGCAACAUCGCCUGGUGGAUCCUCAGGUGCUGUCGUAACCACCUUAUCGACUUCAUCUACAAAUGGCUCUCUGAACGUGACCACCGGCGACUUCGCUGCAGCAACACCAGGAACCGUCAGCAUCUCAUCCGCACCCAGUAAACCGCCAGCUCUGAUGCUUCAGUCGACAAAGAAACAUGCUCAGCCAACGACUGCACCACCUGCGAUGAAGCGCUCAGAAUCGCGGCACGGAUUAUCACGCUACGACUUCAUAGAUGGUACCCCGACACGGUCUUCCAAGGAGCGGCAUGCAGAUCUGUACGCCUGGCAACUCAGGGCCCAAUCUCAACCCAUAUACAAGUCACUGCAAACGGCGAGUAAGGCGCUGACAACGAAGGACUGGAAGGUGGCGCGCGAGGAGCUCAAACUGAUGCGAGCGAUGCAGAGGAUAGAGGCUCUCAAAGCAGGCAAUCGAUGGAGCUUUAAACAGAUCAAGAAACAUCGCGGGCCUGCGAGGACAAAAACCCACUGGGACCACCUUUUGGACGAAAUGCGGUGGAUGCAGGCAGAUUUCAGGGAAGAGAGACGAUGGAAGAUUGUUACAGCCUACGAAGUUUCAAGAUGGGUCAUGGCAUGGCAUGAAACGGAUAACAAGUCACUUGUCUGUGUUCCUCGCCGUAAAGUUAUUGAGGUUCAGAAGGAUCAGUCGCCUUUGCCACCAGAAUCGUCAUCGGAAGCAAUGGAGGAGGCGAUCAAGAUGGAAGACCUUGUACAUGAGAGUAUGAUGGAUGCUUCGGAACCUGCACAGGAGGAGUCUUUAGCACCUGCUGCAGAGAAUUCCACGAAGCAGGACAAGGACGACUUGACAGCUGAUACGAUCAAGAUUGAAGUUGAGGAUACGAUCAUGACCUUGCCUGCCGAAGCAGAGGAAAACUCCAGUAUCACAGCAAGCAAACCCACCACAUCCGAGAUGAUGUCAACCACAGGGGAGUCCGCAGCUGUAGACAGCAAGAUGCUUGUCCCAGCGCUGAAGGAGAAUGCGAAAGACGAUGUUAUUAUGCCUCCCCCCAUCGCUCCAGCCCUACUACAAAAGACCAAGUCGUUAUUGUUGGAGCUUGACCCGAGCGCCAUUUUCUUUCCCUUCGAGCCCCUUGAGUCGCUCAUGGAAGGACUUCAUAUCGAAUCGCUGGACGUCGACACCCUGUUCCAGGACUUUCCGCUCUAUGGACCACCCGACCCGGAUGAUAAGGAUGCAUAUGUGGAUGAAGCAGAGCACGGAAGAGUCACGAUGAUCAGCAGAUUAAUGAGCUCCAAGGCCCCCGUUAGUCUCGAGUUCGGCCCGCUAGCGUCACAAAUCGUCUUUGUAAAACGCAAGAGAGAGCCAAUUACGGAAAUGGACGAUUUUGAUGAGGAGGAUGCAAGAGUCCCCAAGAUUGAGGGCAAGAUCUCAACUGCCAUCCCAGGAACAGAACCACCCAGGACUGUUCCUGUGCUGUUCCAGACAAAGAAGAAUAAGGAUCCGCCCAUGACCCCUAUCCGCCGACCUGCGCCACCAGGGCCACUUGCCCCCAAGACACCUGUUGUUUGGACGAGCGAGGAGGACGAUCUUCUGACGACCUUGAUCAAGCCAUACCAGUACAACUGGGACCUUGUCUCGGACUUGUUCAAUUCCAUGCGUGGCCCCAUUGCUCCGUCGGAGCGAAGGACUCCUUGGGAUUGCUAUGAAAGGUGGGCCAAGAAAGAAGGGCCUCUGUCUAUCGGAAACGGCACUGGAGGGGAUACUGCUUCCGGACUUAUCCCGAUCGGCAAUCUCCCUGCAGGUUCUGCGUCGACACCGCCAUCGCCCAAGGCCAGGAAGGACAAGGACGGCAAGAGGAUGUCAAUCAACACCAAGACCGAGCCCUCGCGGAAGAGGCCGCUUGCCUUUUCGUUGACAUUGUUAGAAACCAUGAAGAAAGCAAGCAAGAAGAGGGAGAUUGCUCUGAAUCGCGUCAACGCUGGUAGGUGUCUUUUUUAAGUAUUUGCGGAAGUGCCUGGCGCUGCUCGGUGUAUUGUAUUCCAUUUGUUCUUGACGCUUGAAAACUCGAUCUUCCCUUGUAUAGCACCAGUUGUUGCCGCUGCCGCUGCCACCAA